Messenger RNA from Eublepharis macularius, 1033 nucleotides. RefSeq lists its product as uncharacterized. The record is from RefSeq and is a predicted model, not a curated record. The transcript is spliced from 8 exons. Bases 1 to 729 code for a protein of 242 amino acids. Lineage: Eukaryota; Metazoa; Chordata; Lepidosauria; Squamata; Eublepharidae.
AUGAGUGGAAGCAUCCCCUCGGCCGUCCUGUCAGCAAUCACUCCUCGCAGCCGCUCUGCAACGGUACGGAGGCAGAGCAGCAAAAUUCUUGUUCACCAGGGGUGGGGUGGGAAGAGAAACGCUGCAGCAUCUGCCACCAAACAUUUUACAACAUAUCAACUAAAUAAAUCACACGGGACAGACUUCGGGGCAGGUUGCCGUGAAAGUGAGGGGGUGGCACUGAGGAGGUACUCACGCUUUCACAUCUUCUGGCAGGUUUGGGACAACAGUGUCUUGGCAGCAGAGGAACGGAGAGGGAUACCCAAGGCUCCUGAAGAAAGGGACGUAAAGGCUAAGUCUGUCGGGAUCAGAGGUCCAUUGAUUUGUUACACUGCCAAUCAAGCCAACGCAACACUGGACUUGAUCAUCAAAUCUGGAGGAAGACCUGCCAACGACUUGCUGACUCUAAAGAGUGAAGUUUAUUUAAAGAUCACCUUUGAAGCGUCUGGAAACUACUUGAUUGUGAAGCUGUCUUUAGACAGCCCUGAUGACCUUUUAAUUUCUUCACCUGUGGCUGGGACAAAUGUGAACCGUUACAUACAGUGGAGUGAAGCUAUGGUUAGGAAAACCCUGAAUGCGCUGAAUCGAAUGUACCAAGACCAAGUGCCAACCCUGAGAACCAAGCAGCACAUGAACAACACAGCAGUGGCCGACUCACAGGGCAUGCUGCACAUUCAUGUGAUUGACUGAUCCAGAGAACCAACCAUCCAACCGCUGCGCUUCAUUUUAAACACUUCUUUAUCCUCUAAUAUGAAAGAUGAGACCAGCAAACACCAUAUGGAGCAAGGUGUGCAGCGUUGGAGAAACAGAAUUCUGUGCAUCAUUUAAAAACCUGUACGAAGACUGAAUUCUGUGUAAACAUACUUAAGAUUGCUACUUAGUGUACGUGCUGCAUCCUUCUGCCAGUAUUGAAUAUCCCAUCCUGUUGACUAAAUUGUCAUACUGUAUGAUGUCACCUGAAGUCUCAGGAAGGGCAGACUCCAUAGGAUGCAAA